AGUAUAGGAGCACAUUAGGAGCACAACUGUGGUAGGAGGAAGACAUCAUCUGGAGAAAGUCCUGCUCUUGUCUUGUUCUGUGGCUAUGAGGAGCUUAUAUAGCAUCAGCAAGAGGGAACAAUGAAGUGCAUCUGAAAGGACCAGUUAAGCAGUGUGCUUAAACUACGUCUGGACAAUAUAACAGGGUGACUGGGGAACUGGCAGCUAUGCUCUCAAUCUCAGCAAGGCACCCCCGCUCCAGAACAUCGGAACCUUCUUGCAUCUCAUUAAAGUUGGCCAUCACCAUGUCCGGUUUAAGGCUCAACAAGAGGGUGAAGGAUCAUUACAUGAAGCUGCCCCAAGGUGGGAAGGUAUUGGUCACCUAUGUUUGGAAGAAUGUCCCAAGUGAAGAGCUACAAUGCAAGACAAGGACCCUGGACUAUGAGCCAAAGUCCAUAGAAGAUAUUCCAGAAUGGGGUUUUGGCUUCCAUUUACAACCCGAAGAUCCCAUAAGCGACAUGUAUCUCAUCCCAGUAAAGAUGUUCAAAGAUCCAUUCUUUUUGGAUCCAAACAAGCUGGUUCUGUGUGAAGCCAUGAAGUCCAAUGGCCAGCCUGCAGAAAACAAUCUUCGUCACUCUUGUAAGAACGUAAUGGAGGCGGCAAGAGACCAUCACCCGUGGUUUGGGAUGGAACAGGAAUACAUCUUGAUUGACAUCAAUGGGCUUCCAUAUGGUUGGACAGAAGACAGCUUCUCAACACCAGAAGUCACCCAUCACUGUGGAGUUGGCGCAGAUAAGGUUUAUGGACGGGAUAUUAUGGAGGCCCACUACAAGGCAUGCCUGUAUGCUGGCAUUAAAAUCUGGGGCAGCAAUGCGGAAAUCAUACCCUCGCAGUGGGAGUUCCAGGUUGGUCCUUGCAAAGGCAUAGAUGUCGGAGACCAUUUGGUUAUGGCUAGGUUCAUCCUUCAUCGUGUAUGCGAAGAUUUUGGUGUGGUGGCAACGCUGGACCCAAAGCCUGUGCCAGAAUUCUGGGCCGAUUCUGGGUGUCAUGUCAACUACAGCACAGAGGACAUGAGGAGUGAAGGAGGCCUCAAACACAUUGAAGAUGCUAUUGAGAACCUUUCCAAGAGGCACGACUACCACAUCAGCAAGUACGACCCCACGGGUGGGAAAGACAACGCACGGAGACUGAUUGGUUACCUUGUGACAUCCAAAAUUCACCAGUUCUCCUCCGGCAUUGAUGACCGGUGUGCCAGUAUCCGAAUUCCAAUCCACGUAUGGCAGCAAGGAUAUGGCUACCUAGAGGACCGCCGUCCGGCUGCCACCUGCGACCCUUACGCUGUCAUUGAGGCUUUGGUGAGGACGACCGUUUUGAAAGAGACGGGCAGUGAGACCAAUGUUUAUGAAAAAAGUUAAGCUUUUUAGCAGGGUCCUCAAUAAAAAAAAUUAAUAAAUGAUGGGUUCCAAUGUAUAUUUCUAAUUGAUACUGCUAGCAGUAAUGGGUUAAUGAGGGACCAUUUGGCUACCAUGCGGCUU
Xenopus laevis (African clawed frog) is the source of this 1514-nucleotide messenger RNA. RefSeq names its product glutamine synthetase. The record is from RefSeq and is a predicted model, not a curated record. The coding region runs from base 207 to 1394 and encodes 395 amino acids. The transcript has 7 exons. NCBI's taxonomy places the organism in Eukaryota, Metazoa, Chordata, Amphibia, Anura, Pipidae.